CCUGGGUUACACACAAGUUCAGUCCACAGAGUUCAAACUUGUCUUACUGCUGCUGUCUGUGAUUGCCUGAUCCACCACAACAUGGAACAAACACAGAGACCGCCCGUUCUGAAGAAGGAAUCCACCUGGACACCACAGAGGAAAUAUAAACGAUAUUCGAAGAAGUAUAGCACCUAUCUUGGUUUAAUUGCGAAUGUAAUUCAAAACUCUCCAAACAAGAUGCUAACAUUUGGACAGCUGAUGGAGAGUUUGAGUGAAUUUGUCUCCGGCGAAAGAAAGGGUCUGGAAAAUAACGUCCGAGUUUGUUUGUCAUCCAACGACUGCUUUGUUAAGGUUCCGGUGAACCCUGACUACCCGAAUGCAAGACGGAACUACUGGAAAGUCGACGAGAGUCGGAUCACACCGAAGAUGCUUCGACGCCAUUUCAGCGGUACGCGGGAUAUUCUAACAGGGUUGUCUUCCAGAAUUCCAGCAGAGUCCAACGCUAUGAAGACCAGCCUCAAGUUGGCAGAAACACAACUACCUGUGUUGGAGGACAAACGCUCUUCGAAUUUCAACAGUUCAUUUUCCAUUGAAUCACUUCUUAAGAAAGACCCUGAGAUCCGCUCUACAAGCACUUUACCAACCGAUGACACUGGAGAUGUGAACUUUUUACGUAAGAAUUGUGUCUAUUCGCUGAAGUUUGGAAGAGAAACUAUCAAACCUACGCCUUCAUUCAGAGACUAUUCAAUGGGUGACCUUCAGAAUCACCCACAGUGUGGGGGAUUGGCAUAUGACCCACGUGAAUCGAUGCGCAAUGGGUACACACUGGACACCGGAAGGCUCUGCAAAAGAGCGCGUCUGUCCCCUCCAAACGUAGUGUAUGCCGCGGCAGGUGGAUCUCCCUUUUUUCACGAACAUAUGCUCGCUCUGAAGAGAUGGUCUCUCGGCGCGAAUACGUUUGAUUCGAGGAGUUUUUGAUUGAUCUUAGUAUGCAUUUAGUCAUAACGAUGCACUCAGCCGGUUUAUUUCAAUGUCUAUGUUGCUAUUUUCUGAUCAAUGCAUGCAUUCAUUACUAUCGACUAACCCAAAGCCUAACAUGAAUGAAUGCCCUACAGGUGUCAUUUUUUUAUAUGUAUGUUAUUUUUUGACAUGUGACGAACCCUACUAACCCUAGCUUUAAUGGUCUGCAGUGUAUGGGUUUUGUUUUUAUUUUUGCAAUAAAACACAUUUG
Messenger RNA from Alosa alosa (allis shad), 1213 nucleotides. RefSeq lists its product as uncharacterized. NCBI's taxonomy places the organism in Eukaryota, Metazoa, Chordata, Actinopteri, Clupeiformes, Clupeidae. The transcript has 3 exons. The record is from RefSeq and is a predicted model, not a curated record. Bases 82 to 960 code for a protein of 292 amino acids. Gene Ontology annotation, biological process: regulation of DNA-templated transcription. Gene Ontology annotation, molecular function: DNA-binding transcription factor activity; sequence-specific DNA binding.